Molecule: messenger RNA, 2164 nt
Organism: Conger conger (European conger)
Lineage: Eukaryota; Metazoa; Chordata; Actinopteri; Anguilliformes; Congridae
Product: protein yippee-like 5
Exons: 4
Coding region: 405-770 (121 amino acids)
Source: RefSeq, a predicted model, not a curated record
UCAAAGAGGCGGGGCUACGUCACCAUACCGGAUGUUGAUACAGGCUGCGGGAACAGCUGAGGCAGAAAACAACGGAUCUACCGCGAUACUGCUGCUUGUACAGACAAAGAGAGAGAGAGAGAAAGGCAAAACAGAAGAAAAAUAAAGGGAAUAGGGUCGAGAAACUAGUUAGAAUAAUUAUACGUCGGAAAAUAUCAAUUCUGUGUGAAGUGAGGGCAUAGAAGCCCGGCAAAACCCGUCGGAAGGGACAUUCGGGCCCAUCUACAUUGACGCGGUCGUUGCUGAAGCCUGACUGCUGCCUUUAGCUUUGCGGCUCCACAGACCUGUAAAGGCAGUGCAUUCUGAUACACGGGCUCCAGUCUGGGUACCCUAUAGGAAGGUCGGUCCCAGUUGACGACGGCACCAUGGGGCGGAUUUUCCUGGACCACAUUGGAGGGACGCGCCUCUUCUCAUGCGCCAACUGCGACACCAUCCUCACCAACCGCUCGGAGCUCAUCUCCACACGCUUCACCGGAGCCACCGGCCGCGCCUUCCUCUUCAACAAGGUGGUGAACCUGCAGUACAGCGAGGUGCAGGACCGCGUGAUGCUGACGGGCAGACACAUGGUGCGUGAUGUCAGCUGUAAGAAUUGCAACAGUAAGCUGGGCUGGAUCUACGAAUUUGCAACCGAGGACAGCCAGCGCUACAAGGAGGGCCGCGUCAUCCUGGAGAGGGCGCUAGUCAGGGAGAGCGAGGGCUUCGAAGAGCACGUUCCCUCCGAUAACUCCUGAGUCUGCCCCCGCCCCCGUCAACAUCCAGAGAACUCAUCUUCCCAUACUCCCUGCUGGAUCUUGCAGUGUUGCUUCUUGCUGACAGCCCCAACAUCCUGUCACUCAGAGACUCCAAUGGGUUUACCUUCGAACCACCUAACACCUGGCCUAUCAUACCCACUAUGGCAUUCAACAAACAAACAAAGAUACUCAUAUAGGAUUUAUUUUAUGCUCUUUCAUUUUAAUUCUAAAACGUUUUCAUGAUAUAGUCGCUGUGAAGACAAAGUUGAUUUUAACGUUUUCAUGAUUUACCGUGAACUGGAAAGGAGUGUGUGUGUAUGUAUACUCUCUUGCCUUUUUUUUCUUUUUGGACUGAUUGUUUAUUUUGAAGUUUUGAAAUGCGUGCAUGCAAAGGCCAGACUGCUUAAUGUAUAAUAAUUUCAGCACAAUUAUACUUCCGGAAGGUUCACUUCCUUCCCGGAGUCUUUUUCACGAGAACCCAUUGACGGAGGCCUACGCACCUGACAGGAACACAACACUGGAUCACACACAGGAAGGCAUGCUGUGGCACACUGGACACAGCACACAGCUGCACACACACACACACACACACACACACACACUUUUACAGCAGUCUGCCCCAAAGUGCUUGUGUGGAUAUGUUCGCCCCACACAUUGGCUUGCAGAGACAGAAUGUACAUGUAGCCAUCCAGACCAAGGGAAAGGUUUCAAGGCUUUGGGUGUGUUGCCGUUCACUCAAGCUAUCUUACAGUAGUCUGGGUAGCAGAGUAAAAGGGACACAUUUCAAAGUACAAAGCGAGACUGGAGGAGCUUGAGGUUUUUGUGUAUGCAGGCCUGGCAUGGUUGUCAUGGUUCCCUUUCACUGUUUGCUCUAUGAAGUUAUGCACUGGGCUAGCAAACACCACUGCUCUUCUUCUGUGGUUGACGCUAGUAACUGUUCUCAGUUCAGUCUGUGGAAGAUGUCCUGCUUGCCAUAACAAUAUCGUGAGGUAUCCGUGCUCCCUGUUUACUCUACACGCACACCUUUACUCUCUGCUGACAGGCCAUGCCAGGGGAUACUUUCGAUCCAUUAUAUGAAAGAAAGUAUUGGCUAAGGGGACUGGGACUGGUCCAUCUUGCAGGACACAGAGCUGUCCUACUUCCGUGCAGACUACAUUACCCAUAAUCGCAUUGUACAAACAUUGUGAAGUUGGGAAAAUUAAAAAAUGGAUGCUUGUAAUGUUACUGUGUUCUUAUUAUUGAUAUGCUAUAAUUGUUAGUGUGUUCAUUGUUCUCAAUAUUAUUACUGUCAUUUAGCCUUUCUUUCUUUUGGGUAAAAUUUAAGCCAAGGAUGUUUUUUCUUUGCGGAGUGAUCUUCUGUAGUGGUGAGUUAUCAAUAAAAAGAAUUUUGCUAA